Molecule: messenger RNA, 1299 nt
Organism: Vollenhovia emeryi
Lineage: Eukaryota; Metazoa; Arthropoda; Insecta; Hymenoptera; Formicidae
Exons: 1
Coding region: 1-1299 (432 amino acids)
Cellular component (GO): nucleus
Molecular function (GO): DNA binding
Source: RefSeq, a predicted model, not a curated record
AUGGCGAAGACUAAGAAGGAGAAGAAGAGAAAGAAAUACACAGAAGAAACUUUAAAAGCAGCUGUAGCUGCUGCAAAGACUGGGCGAGGACUUCGGGCAGUCAGUCUCCAAUAUAAUGUACCGAAAACCACUAUCAUCGACAAAAUGUCUCAGCCUGAAGUACUUCUGAAGAAAGGUGGACCUCCGACCGUGCUUUCCGACGAAGAAGAGCAACAAAUCGUUGGGUGGAUGAUGCAUAUGAGUGCAUGCGGAUUUCCGGUUACGAAAAGUGUCCUCAUUUCCAGUGUGGCAAGUCUUAUCAAAGAACUCAAUCGAAAGAAUCCAUUUACAAACAAUUGCCCAGGCCGCAGCUGGUAUGAUGGAUUUCUCAAACGUCACCCGGAGUUGGCUCAAAGAAUUGCCCAAAAUUUAUCAUUCUCGCGAUCAUCAGUCACCGAAAUUGCUUUACGAAAAUGGUUUGCUGAAGUCAAAACUUAUUUGGAUAAAGAAAAUGCUGCCGAUCUCGAUGCGACAAGGAUUUUUAAUUGCGACGAGUCAGCGUUAUAUCUCAGCCUUAAAAGCGAAAAAGUUCUGGUGAAAAAAGGAGAUAAAGCUGUGUACAACUUUAUUCAUAACGAUGAUAAAGAAUGUUUGACCGUCUUGUUCAUGGCUAAUGCUGCUGGCGUAAUGGCACCGCCGAUGAUACUUUUUUCGUACGAGAGGAUCCCUGCCAGUAUAUCCGCAAGUAUCCCCAAUUCGUGGGGAAUAGGAAAAACCGAGAGCGGGUGGAUGACCGGCGAAUGCUUUUUUGAGUAUAUCACGAACGUAUUUUAUCCGUGGCUCGUUGCGAAUAAUAUCGCGUUUCCUGUCGUGCUGUACAUGGAUGGGCACUCAUCUCAUCUAACCAUGGCGCUUAGUGAAUUCUGUAGAAUUCACAAGAUCAUACUCGUUGCGUUGUACCCCAAUGCAACGCAUGUAAUACAGCCACUCGAUGUUGCCUUCUUUCGACCAGCAAAAGGUGCCUGGCGUAAAGCGACGACUGAAUGGAGAAUGAACCAUAACGGCAUACGAAUGAGAAAGGAACACUUCGCAUCUCUACUUCAACAAGUUCUCGAUACACUCAGCAGUUCCAAUAUUCUACGCAGAGGAUUCGAGGCUUGUGGUUUGCAUCCAUUAAAUCCAGAUGCUGUGAAUUAUCAGAAACUGAUUUCCCGUUUGAAAUCUGAAAACCUCGAACCGUGGACGGGCGAUUUAGAGGAUCAGAGUCUUUUUCGAGUUUGGAGUGCUAUUCGUCAACGUAAUGGAACUUUAUCUUACUAA